Molecule: messenger RNA, 804 nt
Organism: Homalodisca vitripennis (glassy-winged sharpshooter)
Lineage: Eukaryota; Metazoa; Arthropoda; Insecta; Hemiptera; Cicadellidae
Gene: RpL13
Product: 60S ribosomal protein L13
Exons: 5
Coding region: 95-772 (225 amino acids)
Biological process (GO): translation
Cellular component (GO): cytosolic large ribosomal subunit; ribosome
Molecular function (GO): structural constituent of ribosome; RNA binding
Source: RefSeq, a predicted model, not a curated record
AGUUAUUCUUCUUUCCGGUUUUCCAUCCUUGUAAGUAUCGAGCGUUGUAGCUCAUUGUAGUGAAUUUAUCUAUUUCAAUCGUAGAUUAGACAAAAUGGCGCCCAAGAGGAAUAAUAUGAUCCCAAAUGGCCAUUUCCAUAAGGAUUGGCAACGUUACGUAAAGACCUGGUUCAAUCAGCCAGCAAGAAAGUUCAGAAGGCGCCAAAAUCGUAUCAAGAAGGCCAAAGCUAUCGCACCACGCCCUGCACGUGGUCCGCUUAGGCCAAUUGUGCGGUGUCCGACAAUUAGGUACCAUACUAAAGUCCGAGCUGGGCGUGGAUUCACCUUGGACGAACUGAAGCAAGCAGGUCUGAACAAGAGAUUUGCAAUGUCCAUUGGAAUCGCUGUAGAUCCUCGCAGACGCAACAAGUCUCACGAGUCAGUGCAACAGAAUGUUCAGCGACUCAAGGAGUAUAAGGCUAAGCUGAUCAUUUUCCCAGUCCACGAGAAGAGUAAGAAGCUAAAGAAGGGAGAAGCCACUGAGGAAGAACGUAAGCUGGCAACUCAACUGAAGACUGUGGUGAUGCCAAUCAAGCAGACCCAAGUGCGGCCGAAGGCCCGAGUCGUCACAGAAGAGGAGAAGAAGUUCUCUGCGUAUACUGCUCUGAGAAAGGCUCGAGCUGACCAGCGUCUAGUUGGCAUCAGAGCAAAGAGGGCAAAGGAAGCAGCAGAAAAUCCUGAAGAUGUAACAAAGGCGGCGAAAGAAAAGAAAGAGAAGAAAGCGAAGAAAUAAGUUUGAGAAUAAAAUGUUUUUUUUCGUUUUUA